CCCCUCCCCCGGAAGGAAGUGAGCGGGGACCGUGUGCCCAGGCUGGGGGUCCCCGCACUCGCGGGCGGGGGAAGCGCCUUCUGGUGGCCGCACUCUCCGGAGGGCGCCCGGGCUCCCUGGCCGCCGGCCGCCGGGCCUGAGGCCGCGGCCCCGAGGGCCGCUGACCGGCGCGAUGGAUGCCCUGCAGGAGGUGAUUUGGGACAAUCGGAGCACAGCGGCACCCCCACCCGGGGCACCGAACAUCAGCGUGCCCCACCGCUGCCUGCUGCUGCUCUACGAGGACAUUGGCACCUCCAGGGUCCGGUUCUGGGACCUCUUGCUGCUCAUCCCCAAUGUGCUCUUCUUCACCUUCCUGCUCUGGAAGCUUCCAUUCCGGGCUAAGAUCCGAGUCACCUCCAGCCCCAUCUUCAUCACCUUCUACAUAUGGUGAGUGUUCGUGGUGGCCCUGGUGGGCAUCGCCCGGGCCGUGGUGUCCAUGACAGUCAGUGCCUCGGACGCCGCCACCGUGGCUGACAAGAUCCUGUGGGAGAGCACCCGCUUCUUCCUGCUGGCCAUCGAGCUGAGCGUGCUCAUCCUGGGCCUGGCGUUCGGUCAUCUGGAGAGCAAGUCCAGCAUCAAGCGG
Messenger RNA from Perognathus longimembris pacificus (Pacific pocket mouse), 622 nucleotides. It is a transcript of the gene Tpra1, whose product is annotated as transmembrane protein adipocyte associated 1. Lineage: Eukaryota; Metazoa; Chordata; Mammalia; Rodentia; Heteromyidae. Gene Ontology annotation, molecular function: G protein-coupled receptor activity. Gene Ontology annotation, biological process: G protein-coupled receptor signaling pathway. The record is from RefSeq and is a predicted model, not a curated record. Gene Ontology annotation, cellular component: plasma membrane.